GUUGAAACCUACAUCUCACGAUGCACCGACCUCUGACUAUCCAAGACUUCAUUCAAUUGGUGGUGAAUGAAGUCGCCAGGCCGUGUCCACUGGAAGAACGGACGCUCCUGGCUCUGGCGCUCACAUGCCGCGCAUUCCAGGAGGCCGCCUUGGACAUGCUGUGGGCUCACCAGGAUGGCUUGGGCCGUCUCGUCCAGUGCUUACCGGAGGAUCUAUGGACAUAUUCAGAUGACCCAUUGGAGGAUAUAACGCUCAGCGAACCUACGAGGGCCACCACACAACAAGACUGGCAGCGCUUCGACGUCUACGCUCGGCGGGUCCGCACACUAGAUAUUGAUGAUUCCCCUUAUUUCAAGUCCCAGUCGAUCCAAAUCCGAAGCGGUGAGAAUGAACACCUCGCGGGUGGGGUACACGACAUCACCUCGGCGUCCUUCCGACGUCUCUGUGACUUCCGUAAUCUUCGUAGAUUUGGUCUCAACACGGAGAUGCGUAUCAUCCUCGAUGACGAUGCCGUCCAGGAGAUGGCCAUGUCGUGGCCUCGUCUGGAGUACCUGCACUUUAGCAGCUUGGAGUCACCUCCGACUUCGGCGACGCUGGAAGGCCUGGCGCAUCUCUCCCGGUACUGUCCUUCGCUGUCGUCACUCUGUAUCAACGUGCAGACGAGGGGUACCGUCGUCUCCGCCGAUGUGAUCCCCGGCGGCGGCUUCUGCAACCGGGCCCUCGAGCAGAUCGAGUUCCGCAUGUCGUUUCCGUUUGGGAAUGAAGCGAAAAUAGCGGCGUUCCUGAAUGCGAUCUUCCCCAACAUCCGGAGCUUGAUUGGGCGUGGAGAAGGGUAUGGGAUAUAA
Messenger RNA from Fomitopsis serialis, 845 nucleotides. RefSeq lists its product as uncharacterized. Lineage: Eukaryota; Fungi; Basidiomycota; Agaricomycetes; Polyporales; Fomitopsidaceae. The transcript is spliced from 3 exons. The record is from RefSeq and is a predicted model, not a curated record. The coding region runs from base 21 to 845 and encodes 274 amino acids.